Molecule: messenger RNA, 1329 nt
Organism: Colletotrichum chrysophilum
Lineage: Eukaryota; Fungi; Ascomycota; Sordariomycetes; Glomerellales; Glomerellaceae
Exons: 4
Coding region: 1-1329 (442 amino acids)
Biological process (GO): carotene catabolic process
Molecular function (GO): carotenoid dioxygenase activity
Source: RefSeq, a predicted model, not a curated record
AUGGACAAGGCAAGCUGGCCGCCCUGCGACACCAACUUCGAUAACGCCGGCCCUGCCCUCCCAGGCUUCAACAGGCCAACCCGCUACGAGGGAAAGGUCAGCAAUCUCGAAGUGUACGGAACAGUCCCUCCGUCGAUUUCGGGCACGUUUUAUCGUAUCAUGCCUGAGCCUUAUCACGUUCCCUUUGUCAAAAACGAUAUUACGUCAGGCAAGUACCGCAAUCCUUUCACUGACCUGGUCAAGUUCGCCGACCGCACGACGGCCAACACGACGGCGUUCCCCUUCAAAGGCGUCAUCCUUGCGUUGAAAGAAGACAGUCAGCCUUAUGCCGUUGAUCCUCGCACCCUCGAAACAAUUGGCAGGUGGGACUUUGACGGGCAGUUGGAAAGCGAGACUUUUACUGCGCAUCCGAAGUAUGACGUCAAGACGAGAGAGGUCCUGUCUUUCGGCUACGAGGGGAAGGGAAUUGGAACCAGGGAUGUAUUUUACAUGUCGAUUGAUGAACACGGCAAAUUUAACGAAAAGGUGUGGUUUCAGGCGCCAUUCUGCGGAUUCCAGCACGAGAUGGCUUUUACUGAUAACUGGUGGUUCCAAGGGCCGAACCUGUUCACCGGCCACGUCGCUAACGCGUGGGAGGAGAAUGGGCAACUCCACCUUCACGUGUCUAUGGUCAGGGGCAACGGGUUCGGAUUCUUCCCAGAACAGAACGGCGAGGCUACCGCCUUUGAUCUGGAAGUGCUUGCGCCUCAUGUCUGCGAAUUCGUUCUGGAUCCUCACUCCACGAAGCUGGUGUACCAAUCACCAACGGAAGUCGUGACAGCCGGGCCAAACGAAUUCCCGCGCAUCGACGAUCGCGUUUUUGGCAAGAAGCACCGCUUCAUAUACGGGAACAUGAUUGACAUGAGCCCUGGAGUGACGGACUGGGAGUACUCUACACCCCUGGCUGACGAUGGUAUCGGCCACAUGAACGUUCUCUACAAAUACGACCUCGUAACCGGUGCUACACAGAAAUACAUCAGAGGGCCUCGCCACUUCUUCCAGGAGCCUCAGUUCGUCCCCCGACAUCCAGGGGCCGCGGAGGGUGGCGGUUUCCUGAUUGCGUUGGUCAACAAUUUUAACGAGAUGACUAGUGAGCUUGUCAUUAUUGACUGCGACGACUUUGAGAAGCAUGCUGUUAUUGCAAAGCUUCCCGUCAGGUUGAGGCCUGGGUUUCAUGGCAACUGGGUUGAUGACACGGAUAUUGACGGUCGGCCAAACACAGUAGCUGAGUUUGCUAUUCCUCAUCGCAGGGAUGAAAACAAUGAGACGAAUGAGACGGAUGGACAAUGA